AGAUAAGUGAGAUUGUCUUUAACCCUGCCUGUGUCUAUAAAUUCUAGAUCACGCAUUAUACCAGGAAACAUGCAAAAGCACAAUAAUCUAAAGAGCAUCAAAAUCAGUAGCAAAGUAGGCUUUUAAUUAUUUGCUCUAAAGGGACUCUUUCUUAGUAAGGAUGAAUCAUGGUAUUGUGUGGUUCAUGGUGGUAGCUAGUUUUAGGGUUGUAGACCAUCAUGGCUGUAAUGGACAACAGAUCAGUCCUAGUCCUCUUCCUCUUUCUCUUAAUUAUCUUCCUCCUCCUUAUCCUCCACCUGCUAUGAUACAAUUUCCACCGCCUCCGUCUGAUCUAAUACAAUCUCCGCCGUCUUUAUCUAGUGUAACACUGUUUAGACCACCACCGCCUACUUUUCUUGAUGAUCCUGAUCCAUACAACUACUAUGAUAAUGAUGAUCACGAUUCCAAGUCCGAUAUCGAUAUUGUGAUCGUUGUUCUGGUGGCGGCCAUACUUAUUGUUCUCAUCAUCGCCCUUGUCGUCAUGGAAAGGAAAUAUGGAAGCGUUUCAUCGAGCCUCAGUCAUCUUUAUAAACUCCUCGAAAGCAUUUCUACGAGCCUCGGCGAAAUUUCAACGAGCCUCGGUGGCAUUUUAAAAGGCGUCGGCAACAUUUCUUCAGGCGUCGACAAAGUUUCUAAGCCCCUUGAAAAGUUUUCUGAAGACUUCGGAAAAAUUGCCAAGCCCCUUGCGGAGAUUUCUAAGCGCCUCGGGGAGUUAGAGUGCAAAGUGUCUGUAUCAGUAGAGCCAUGUCGUUGUGGUAAUCCUACCUGCAAUUGUGGUUCUACCUGUCAUUGUGGUUCCCAUAGUCCAUGUCGUUGCUAGUACUUGUCUAUAUCUCUAUGGCCAUGGCGUUGUAGCUGUUCUACCUCUGGUUGUUCUUCUAUUCGUAGUCCAUCUCAUUAUGGUCCAUGUCGUUGCUAGUAUAAGUGUAUACAUGUAGUGCUAUGUCGUCAUAGUUGUUCUAUUUAUAGUCCAUGUUGUUGUAAUGGUUUUAUCUCUAAUCCAUAUUGUUGAUAGUACUUUUCUAUACCUGUAGUGCUAUGUCAUUGUAGUUGUUCUAAGUUUAUAAUUGUGGUUCUAUUCCUAGUUCAUGUUCUUGCUAGAACUCUACCUGUAAUUGUGGUUCCCAUAGUCCAUAUGUGUAUACAUGUGGUCGAUAUUGUUGGUACUACUUUGCUAUACCUGCAUUGAUAUGCUAUUGUAGUUGUUCUAAGUUUAUAAUUGUUGUUUUAUUUGUAGUUCAUGCUGUUGCUAGUACUUGUAUAUGCGUCACAUAUUAUUUUAGUUGUUCUACCUAUAGCUCAUGGUGUUGUAGUGGUUCUACCUAUAAUCAAUGCCAUUGCUAGUGCUAGGCUAUCUUUGUAGUGC
Messenger RNA from Cryptomeria japonica (Japanese cedar), 1405 nucleotides. RefSeq lists its product as uncharacterized. Lineage: Eukaryota; Viridiplantae; Streptophyta; Pinopsida; Cupressales; Cupressaceae. The transcript has a single exon. The coding region runs from base 161 to 859 and encodes 232 amino acids. The record is from RefSeq and is a predicted model, not a curated record.